AUGGCUGCGGCAAUAGACUGGGACAAGCCAGGAAAAUACCCCAUCGUUCUCAGCGAUGCCCUACUUGGAAAAGCUUCCAAUAAUAUAUAUACCGCUAUACGAUACAACCACAAGCCUGACCCAACUGCUGGUGCCUCUGCGAACUCAGCACAAUUAAAGCCCUCUUCCAAUCCCAGUUCUUCAGAUUACGACCUUUCCUUCUCCGAUAAUAAUGAUGAUUAUACAUAUGCCGGAGCCCGAUCCUCCGGAGAGGGACAAUUCAUACUUACGUUUGAUCCUGUCAGGAAGGUCUUGGUUUUGGAUCGCAUUGAUUCCACAUUUGAUAUGAAUUUGACAAGCGCACCAUGGACGGAUGACGCCGCUCAACUGCAAUCACAAUACGAACAAUUAGAACCACCCACUAAGGCGGUCACAGAGGAGCCUCAACUUAAAGCACCGCAAAAGAAAGCCUCAAAACCAAAAGCUACGACGACAGCAAAAGCAAAACCUGCCCCCCGCGCGAAGGCCGAGAAGGCUAAGAAGAAACCACCACCACGCGAACCAAGCCCUGAACCAGAAGAAGAAUCGGACGACGGUUUCACAGUUGAAUAUCCAGAUGGACAGAGCUCACAACAGCAAUACGAGUAUAGAGCUCCAAUUUUUCAAAGGGAGCCGAGCGAGGAGAUCAGUGAUGAAGACGAGGAUACGGACCAUGAUGGAAUCUAUGAAACGAACCAGGAUGUGGAUCAUUUGAAACUGCCGAGCCCAGUCAACAAUCCUGGAGCGAUUAGCGAUGAAGAUGCAAUGGAUCUGGAGGCAGAUUUGGAGGCGGAUCUUCAAGCGGAAAUGGAGAAAGAGUUGAUGGAUCACCAAGAUGAGAGUGAUGAAAGUGAGGAAGAAUAA
Sclerotinia sclerotiorum 1980 UF-70 is the source of this 882-nucleotide messenger RNA. RefSeq lists its product as hypothetical. The record is from RefSeq and is a predicted model, not a curated record. Lineage: Eukaryota; Fungi; Ascomycota; Leotiomycetes; Helotiales; Sclerotiniaceae. The transcript has 2 exons. Bases 1 to 882 code for a protein of 293 amino acids.